Stylonychia lemnae is the source of this 3432-nucleotide messenger RNA. The record is from the annotation of a GenBank genome assembly. NCBI's taxonomy places the organism in Eukaryota, Ciliophora, Spirotrichea, Sporadotrichida, Oxytrichidae.
AUGAAUAUAUAGACUAAAACAGAAAAGCCAUUGCUCUCUAGAAACGGAUAGCUCACUUUAAAUAUUAACUCAAAUUAAUUAGACUAAUAGUUUACGAUGGAAGCACUACUAACACCAUAAAGGAAUUAGAUAAAUUAGGCUAAGCGACUUUCAGAGCAUAAUUUUGAUAUCAAAAGUACUGGUAACCAAGCAUUUAACUUUAGAAGCAGCGUUAAAUCUUAAGUAGAAUUAGAUAAAAUAAAUUCUUAAUCCCUUGGAGGUCCCAACUCAGCAGUUAAAUAUGCGUAAGGCGCGACCUAAGGAAACGAUUCAAUAAUAUAAUAGGAAAACAGCAAUACAAAUAACAAGAAUGGAAAUAAGCAGCGCUAAGAAUAAUUUUAAAAAAUCAGAAAUCCUAGCUAUGCUUCAAUUCAAUAAUCUUAGGAGAGUGUUUUCUAUUAAGUUUCAAGAGGGUAGAACUAUUUUAACAGCCCUAUUCAAACCAAGGCAGAUGAUGAUAAUAAUAUGGUCGACUUAAAAACUAUUUAGGAAUAGAUAUUUGAAGACAACAAAAAUAAUGAUCUAAUCCUGCUUGAUUCCUAAACCUCUAAAGACAAUCUUCAAGACGAUGAAGUCUCUAUUAGUAUCAUUAAAGCUGAUCAUACUCAAAGUUAACUUUUUACUGGAAGAAAUAAUUAGCAUAAAAGCAACAUUAACAACAGCUAAUUUAUUCUAAAUGAGCAACUUAAUAAACUAGAUGAUAUAAAAUUAAAUCUGGGAGAUAUUAAUGAUCCUAAAAAGAAUAUUCAAAAAUUAGACACUCAAAGAUUGUUCUAAGAUCACCAGCCCAAUAGAUUUAACUACCACAAUAGAAUCUACACUCAUAAAAGCAUCAAUGAAAAAAUAAAUAAAAUACCAUAAUUUCAAAAUCUUAAAUUAGGAAAUAAUUUGAUGGUCAAUAAUCUAAGUAAAUUGGGUAAUAACAAUGUGAUAUUCAAGCAAGAACUAAGCUCUCCAAAUAUCAGACAGCAACAUUUAAACCAAAUUUAGACUUAGUCAAUGAUCUAGGCAAUUAUUGGGAAUAAUGAUUUCCCUCAUAACUUCAAUAACAUUUCGACAGGCUUGUAGCAACAUUCGAAGUUCAAUAUGAUGACAAGUCAGCCUCACAUUACACCUAGAUCACUUUUGAAUCUAUCUAUUGACUCUGAUAAUACUUUAGAUGAUGAGGGACAUAACUUUACAAUUCCUCAUUCUAUGCCUGGAACUGGAAGGAUUAUGAGCCUCAACGCUUAGAGUCAGAAUCAGGUGAAUUCCAAAAUUGCACCUAUAUUUACAACAACAGAAGGUGCAGAAAAUAUAAGUAACUACAAAAAUAACACUAGCACUUAAAAAAUUCAAUAGACACAUUAAGUUCCUUUGAAGAAAGAAAGUGAAAUAAGUGAUUUAUGGGGUGAAAAAAAUAUAUCCUUUCCUGAUCAUCAAUCAUACUCUCAAUCCACUCUAUCGAAUAUGAUAUACAAUCGAAUUAAAGCUGCUCCCCCUUUUUCAACUAUUACUCUACCUGAUAGGCAUAUAAUUCUUCCAUGUAUAGUAAUGAAGCAUCCCAUUUCUAUACUAGGAACACCAGGAACCAUACUAGAAAUAGUUAAUGGCAAUGUCAUUUGUGACUUUAGAGAAUUCUUGAGGGAAAACCCAUAAUUUAGUUCUGCUCAGUUGAAAUCCUCAAUAAGUGAAGUUUCAUUGAUAUUUAAAAUUGACCUAGUCAAGAUAAUGGAUAGACUUAAAGAAUAUCAAGCGAAACUCGAAUUCUUUUAUGAUAAGCUCAGCUAUAGUGAAAUUUGCUUGCAAUAUUUUAAAGUUGAUCAUGCUAGAAAGACGGUCAUUCUUCCACUUGUUUUAAUUGAAAAUCUGUCAACAUUAGAGGUAAGGGAUUGUUAUCUAAGAUCAAUGAAGAAAGAGCCUUUUGCUUAAAAGGAAAGUGAUGAUAGCAAUGGGAGAGAUGAAUCUUAAGGUGUUUCAGUAUUUAUUUAGCCAACUAGAGACUAUUUGAUGGAAGAGAUAGGAUUUUGGAUAAACGGUAGCAAGAUGUCAGAAGCUAAAACUGUAAAAGAAGAAGAUAGCGAGGAUAACUAGGACACUAUCUCUAUCGCUAUAAUCAAAUCUUGCAUCUUUUACAAUUUCUAUGAUCAGUGUAGAAUAGGAGUAAAUGGAUCAUUAUAGCUUGAAAAGUGUCAUUUGAGUGAAGCUAGAAACCAAGCUGUUCACUGUGUAAACCCUAAAUCUAUAAAAAUAUGCAAUUGUACAAUUUCCAAACCCUUAAAAAAUGGAAUCCUGAUAGAAUGGCUGAGCGAAUCAUCAAGUACAGAUCAAAUCAGAAAGAUUAAUAUAGAAAAUAAUGAGAUUUAUGGUACAGGGUAUGAUUAGGCAGCCAUCAACAUUCGUUCGUAUUUCUAAUUCUCUGCUCACAAUGCCAUAUUCAAGAUAUCUGACAACAGAAUUUACAAAUGUAAAGGGGAGGGAUUGAGGAUACAAGAUCUAGCUAUCAAUAACAUAGAAAUAACAGAGAAUGAUAUAUCACAGAUGUCUAAGAACAAUGUGACAAUCAUUCAACUUCAUUAGAAAUCAAAUAAAUUCAAAUUUGUGAUGAGAAGUAACAGAUUUAAGCAUAGCGAUGAAGGUUAUGGCUUGUAUAUUUGUGACAGUGGAUUCCUAAUUGAAAACUGUUCAAUAUGCGAAAACAAAGAGGGUGGUAUGCUUCUUGAAUGCAAGGAAAAGCCAUGUAAUCCACUUUAGCAUGACGUUUCUUAGUUUUUGUAAAAAUUUCCAAUGACUACUGCAAUUAAGGACACUGAAUUUUCCUUAAACAAGAAAAAUGGAUUAUUUAUAAAGGAUUAUUGGAAGGGCUCAGUUUAACUAAUAAAAUGCUAGUUUUAUCAAAAUGAGGAGUGUGGCAUUGCUUUAAAUGCUAAGGAUUAUCCUCUAUUUUUAUCAAGGGGGCAGCCUCCUAGGAAACUAAACACCUAAAAAUCAAAUAAAUCAUAGGUAGUUCCAAUCACUAAGAGUAUAGUCCCUGCUUUAGAUCUAUUAUUCCUUGAUGAUAAAACUGAGGUUGGUGGAGUCUAUAUUUCAGAUUGCGAUAUAUAGGAAAAUCACUCUCAUGGAGUGCUAAUGACAAAUGUUUAAUUGAAAAUAUACAACACUCUAAUCCUUAAUAACUAUAGUAACUUUGCUGUUUACAUGCUCCACGAAGAGCAAAAAGUGUUAAUAAAACUUGAUUAUUACAAGAAUGAAUACGAUAGGUACAUUAAUGGAAUAGUCGGAGGCACCUGGGGUACAGUGAAGCUAAAGCGAAAUGGGCCAUGCGCUGGUUGCUCUGAUCCAUUUAAAAAGCAAAGAGAGGCAAGCUCCAGAAACUAAAGGCCCAGUUCCACCAAAAAAUGUGGAUUAUUCUGA